AUGAGGGACAAAGGGAGGAGCCCGGUGUCCAAGUUGUCCGACGACCUCCUGGUCGAGAUCAUCUCACGCGUGCCCUACAAGUCCACCCGCUGCUGCAAGUGCGUCUCCCGGCGGUGGCGCGACCUCGUCUCCCACCCCGACCACCGCAAGAAGCUGCCCCGGUCGACCCUCGCCGGCAUAUUCUACCAAACCUUCAGAGAGGAACGCUUCCCAGCUAUGCUUUGUGGUCACCAAAGCGUGUCAGGGAACUGGUGCACUAGCAUGGACUGCUCCCUCUCGUUCCUGCCCAACUGCAAGAGAGUUAACAUGUACCUGCUGGACAGCUGCAAUGGCCUCCUCCUCUGUCUUUUCUGGAACCAACCUUCUCAUGUCAAUGGAUUUGAUUACGUGGUGUGCAAUCCCGCUACUGAGAAAUGGGUGACCCUACCUGCCACCACCUGGUCCAGCAAGGUGCGGACUGCCCGCCUUGGGUUCGACCCCUCUGUCUCCUCCCACUUCCAUGUGUUCGAGUUUGUUUCUACUACUGGUGUUGUGGAUGUGAACAUGCAGGGUCAUGAUACAGGCAAGAAAACAGUGGGGGUCUACUCCUCCAGAACUGGAGUUUGGACGCAUGGAGUUGUUUGGGACAAUCCACUUUCUAUCAGUUGA
This is a messenger RNA of Triticum turgidum subsp. durum (durum wheat), 648 nucleotides long. NCBI's taxonomy places the organism in Eukaryota, Viridiplantae, Streptophyta, Magnoliopsida, Poales, Poaceae. The record is from the annotation of a GenBank genome assembly.